Molecule: messenger RNA, 2208 nt
Organism: Delphinapterus leucas (beluga whale)
Lineage: Eukaryota; Metazoa; Chordata; Mammalia; Artiodactyla; Monodontidae
Source: RefSeq, a predicted model, not a curated record
UUGAACUUCAGCUGGUUUGGGAGCCUGAGCGAGUGGGUGACAGGUCGCUCCUGACCAGGAAGGUUGUUCGGCAAGUCAGGGUUGGGUUUCAGGUCAGAGGGACCAUGCAGAGAGGCCGGAAGGCAGAGCUGGGCACGGAACUGCUGCCCAGGACCUGAGCUGGGAUCCAGCCUUCUCAGGGGGAGGCGAUGUCCCCGAGGGAACAGAGGUCUUCGGUCCCUUCUUAAGCCCCGCUGGCUCCCGCGUGACAUCAACAGCCCCCUUGCUGCGGCCGGGAGUUCCGAGCUGGGUGCCGGGGCCGGGCCGGCGCCAGGCACAGACACUUCGGCCCUUGUUGGGAGAACAGAGAGAGGCUCUCUUGUCCGCUGCCCAUCCUCCGGCUCCAACCACUGGUUCUCCCAGCGGCCUCUCCUCAGGCUGUGCAGAGCCCACCUGCUCACUGUUACAAGAUGGACUCUAGCCCGGCUGGGACCCCCAGUCUGCAGUGGGGCAUCCUGGAAGUCCUUGGAUGGCUCUUCUCUGGGCUUCAGUUUCCUCACGCUCACAUUUGGUACAACGGCCAGCAGCCUCCCAAGGCUGAUGUGUGAAGCAGCCCCCAAGGGCCAAUGGGAAUAUCAACCUGGGGCCUUCGGCCAACCCAAACUUCAAAGUUAAAAAGAAGCUCUGAUUUGAACUAAAGCAUCAAGUUUCCCAAGCUUGCAAAUGCUGACCCGUGUUCCUCCCUCGUCCCCCAGUGCCCGGCCCACCGACUUCGACUUCCUCAAAGUCAUUGGCAAAGGAAACUACGGGAAGGUCCUACUGGCCAAGCACAAGUCCGACGGGAUGUUCUACGCAGUGAAGGUGCUACAGAAAAAGUCCAUCUUAAAGAAGAAAGAGCAGAGCCACAUCAUGGCGGAGCGCAGCGUGCUCCUGAAGAACAUGUGCCACCCCUUCCUCGUGGGCCUGCGCUACUCCUUCCAAACGCCGGAGAAGCUCUACUUUGUGCUGGACUAUGUCAACGGGGGAGAGCUCUUCUUCCACCUGCAGCGGGAGCGCCGGUUCCUGGAGCCCCGGGCCCGGUUUUACGCCGCCGAGGUGGCCAGCGCCAUUGGCUACCUGCACUCCCUCAACAUCAUUUACAGGGACCUGAAACCAGAGAACAUUCUUUUGGACGGCCAGGGACACGUGGUGCUGACGGAUUUUGGCCUCUGCAAGGAAGGUGUAGAGCCUGAGGAGACCACGUCCACGUUCUGUGGCACCCCAGAGUACCUGGCUCCAGAAGUGCUUCGUAAAGAGCCUUAUGAUCGGGCAGUGGAUUGGUGGUCCUUGGGGGCCGUUCUCUACGAGAUGCUGCACGGCCUGCCGCCCUUCUACAGCCAAGAUUUAUCCCAGAUGUAUGAGAACAUUCUGAACCAGCCACUACGGAUCCCUGGGGGCCUGACAGUGGCCGCCUGUGACCUCCUGCAAGCCCUUCUUCACAAGGACCAGAGGCAGCGGCUGGGCUCCCAAACAGACUUUCUUGAGAUAAAGAACCAUGUAUUCUUCAGCCCCAUAAACUGGGACGACUUGUACCACAAGAGGCUGACUCCACCCUUCAACCCUAAUGUGGCAGGACCUGCUGACUUGAAACACUUUGACCCAGAGUUCACCCAAGAAGCUGUGUCAAAGUCCAUUGGCUGCACUCCCGACACUAUGGCCAGCAGUGCUGGGGCCUCAAGUGCCUUCCUGGGAUUUUCCUAUGCACCGGAGGAUGACGCCGUCUUAGAUUGCUAGAAGAGAAGCACCUGUGAAACCACUGAAGCCAGCUUGUAUCUCCCCCUGCCCCAGGAAUUAUGGGGGAUGAAGCUGGAAGACCAUGGAAAACACACCAGUGACACUGACACUGACCUACUGGGGAUCAAAGCUGAGUCAAGAAGAGCUACUAUUAUCCUUUGAUAUGUGCUGUGAAUUCUGAGCGAAACACUAUGAUUUGAUUUCCAUCUUAAUAGCGUCUGCUAAUAGACAAAUGUGAACUGUGACGAAGGCGAAGCCAAAAUCCCCCCAACUUCCCAAAGCAAAAAGCAACAGAGCGUAGUUGUCAGAAAUGUGAUAGUAUUGUCAAAGUAUACAACCUGCUAUGGGUUGUGAAACACGUAAUGGUUCUAUCCGCUCUAAGACUGUAAAAUCACAAAAUUUUCACCAGGAGAGAAAAUAAAAAUGAUAAAUUAUGAAUCUUGAUCUGUUCAAUAU